AUGUCACCAGAGCCGGGUUCCAUCCAGGCUAUUCUACGCCAAUAUUGCCGCUCUCAACUCUAUGUCCACCCAAUACUUUGGACACAAGAGCAUCUGAGGCUUUUGGAGUGCCAGUUCGUUCGCAUUGAGCCGCCCACAAGAGGGCAGGGGCGCGACGGCGACGGAGCUGAUGCCCCAAAAGAGAGCACAGAACAGCGAAGGCUUCAGCGAGGACGCAUUCGUAUUCUGGAACGUCUGAGCAUGUCGGCAUCACGAGAGGAAAGGAAUAAAAGGCUGAUGAACUUCCUCGAAUCGUACCAUACUCACUACUCUUUCCAAGAUGGGAGUCGUUUCCCUUUUCUCAUGGACGAGAACACUGCCGCCACUGUCGACGUGGAUGCAGUCUUCCACACCGGUUCCGAAGAUUCUCCCAGAAGCCCUGUCGUCCGCCUUCACCUCGACACCGUCGAGGACCUCCGGAAGAAGCGGUACCGCCAAUGGGACUCUACGACCAACGAGCCACUUGCAGACCACUGCCGCCGGAAGCUCCGUUUACUCACGCCGGCGGACACCGCAGAGGAUCCCUACCUGGCGGCUGUCUUGAUUGCCAUGGCACAAAUGCAGCGCAUGACGCAAACCCAGCAAGCAACAACGUCGUGGACACCUCCCGGCUCCGAUGAGGCACCCAUGCCGGUAGAUACGACACCGACCGCCUUCAAGGUCCACCUCAUCGUCCUCUCCAGCCAACAACCGGCGGAGUUGUACCUCUACCAGGCCUCCAUCCCCUCCGCCUUUCUCGAUAAAUUUGAGAGGACCUCGUGUGCCUCGCCCUGCGGCCCUGUUCGGAUCUUGUAUGACAAGUUUUCUCUGCAGCAUCCGCAAAGGCUGGUGGAGCAAUUCCCGCGGGUACUUGGCUGGGGACCUAAACAAGGUCAGGUUCGCAAGGCGGGCGGAAGCUCGUCUACCGUGGAGGGUGACGGCGGCACGGAGGACGAGUGGAGCACGGAGGAUGAUGAGGGGGGGGAGGAAUGGGGUUGGGAAGAAUGA
Messenger RNA from Chaetomium fimeti, 1026 nucleotides. RefSeq lists its product as uncharacterized. The record is from RefSeq and is a predicted model, not a curated record. The coding region runs from base 1 to 1026 and encodes 341 amino acids. The transcript is spliced from 3 exons. NCBI's taxonomy places the organism in Eukaryota, Fungi, Ascomycota, Sordariomycetes, Sordariales, Chaetomiaceae.